AUGCCUCUCGUCGUACCCAACCUCAAUCCUGCGCGCUUGCGCUCCUAUAUCUUGCGCCUGCCGCUGUGCACGCGCUUGAUUCUGCUCAUUAUCGUCGCUCUCUCCGUCGCCAGCACCGUCUGGCCAACUCUGCGCCAGAAAUGCGCUCUGGUUCCUGACCAAGUCAGCAUAACCGCCGCCUUCCGUCUCAACACCUACCCGGUGACCCACGUUGGCAUUAUCCACACUCUCUUCAACCUGCUCGCCAUCACGCCGCUGCUCGAACGAUUCGAGGCCGAACAUGGCACUCUGGUGUCUCUUGCCCUGUUCUCCGGCCCCUUUGCAACUCUGCCCGGCGUAAUCUACAUAAUUCUUGAACGCGGCAUUUUGAGGGGAAACACUGCUGUUCAAGGCGCGAGCGUCUGGGUCUUCCUGCUCCUCGCAGUCGAGGCCAUGAAGACGCACAAAGCGAAUCCCUUCUUCAGCCUCGGACCGUACAAGAUUCCCACCUGGACCACUCCUCUGAUCUUCAUCCUCCUCACGAGCUUCCUCGUGCCCAACACGAGUCUGAUCGGCCACCUCUGCGGCGCCUUUAUUGGCUACCUCUGGGGCCUGAACUACAUCAAGUUCCUCGCGCCGCCCGAGAAGAUCCUCCGCUGGAUCGAGAACAAGCUCAAUCUGUUGGUGAGACUGCCGCACUACGUCUCCGUCGACCGCUCCACCUUCGGCCGCUACGGCGUUUUGCCCUCGACCACUCCCCUGGCCACGCUGCCUGCUGGCGUCGUCGGCUCCACCCAAAGACUAGGCCCGUGA
Lasiodiplodia theobromae is the source of this 792-nucleotide messenger RNA. RefSeq names its product Rhomboid protein 2 protein. The transcript is spliced from 5 exons. Gene Ontology annotation, molecular function: serine-type endopeptidase activity. The record is from RefSeq and is a predicted model, not a curated record. NCBI's taxonomy places the organism in Eukaryota, Fungi, Ascomycota, Dothideomycetes, Botryosphaeriales, Botryosphaeriaceae. Gene Ontology annotation, cellular component: membrane. The coding region runs from base 1 to 792 and encodes 263 amino acids.